AUCAGCGCAAGUAUCUUUCUGUCCUUUUCGUAUCUCGUUUCGUUGGUGUUUCUGUUCGCGUGCGAAGCGACUCGCUUGAAGGCUAGGCGAGGACGCAGUCUGCAAGAGCUGGGAUCGGAGCAGGCAGAGGAGCAUUAUUGAUCAUCUCGAGCUACAGACGCAGAUGCUGAGAGUCCAGCCCUCAUGAUACGAACGACGAUGCGCUCCGUCGCGCUCCUCACCCUCUCUCUCGUCCCACACGUCCUCUCACAAACAGUAUCCACCUCCGCAAAACGCGGCCUCGCCCACGUCGAAACGAGCGAAGCAAGCGACAACCACUUCUGGACCUCUGGCGAUUUAACAUGGUACUACAACUGGGGGCCAACGCCGGACCCAGCACUCGAUAACACGCCCCUCCAAUUCGUCCCCAUGCUCUGGGGAGAAGCACAAUCCAAAAACCAAAACUUCUACACCCAAGUCAAAAACCAAAUCGACAGCGGUCGAAAUGUAACCUGGGUCCUGGGCUUCAACGAACCCGACGGGUGUCACGGCGUAUACGGCGGAUCAUGCCUAGACGCAGAAACAGCAGCAGAGAUUUGGAUACGUGAAAUCGAACCUCUGAAAGAUUUGGGCGUCAAGUUGGGUGCGCCAGGUGUGACGGGUGCCCCCACGGGUUUCAAUUGGUUGCGGAACUUCUUCACAGCAUGUGAUGGAAAAUGUACGCCCGAUUUUAUCCCGAUUCACUGGUAUGGAGAUUUCCAAGGACUGGCGAGCCAUGUUGGUCAAGUGAAUGCAACGUAUCAAAAUAUGACCAUGUGGGUGACAGAAUGGGGUUUUCCGGAUCAGAAGCUGGAGGAUACGCAGGACUUUUAUAAUCAGUCUGUUGCGUUCUUUGACAGGAUAGACUACAUAACGCACUACUCCUAUUUCGGAGCGUUCCGGUCCUCAGUCUCGAAUGUUGGCCCCAACAGCGCCAUGUUGACGCAGAAAGGCGAGCUCACCGACAUUGGAGCAUGGUAUUUGGGUGAUGCUGCGACUGGGAAUAUACCCAGAGGUGAUGCGCCACGUAUUGCCCGAUUUGCUGGCUCCUUCGUGCUGGUUGUUGCAGCAGGAUUCUGGUGCCUGGGAUGAUCUGAAACGUCAGAAGGAUACGAUUCCAUUCAAUGCAGUUUAUUAGAGAUAGACCAUGGCAUGGCGCGUUCGGGAACUGGGCAUUUAUGACAGCGCAUGCAGAAUUUUUGACUAGCUAAUCGUUGAUCGCAGACGUCUGCAUUUUGUGGACUACAGCGAAUUUGAUGCCACAACAC
Molecule: messenger RNA, 1286 nt
Organism: Cercospora beticola
Lineage: Eukaryota; Fungi; Ascomycota; Dothideomycetes; Mycosphaerellales; Mycosphaerellaceae
Product: glycoside hydrolase family protein
Biological process (GO): fungal-type cell wall polysaccharide metabolic process
Cellular component (GO): fungal-type cell wall
Source: RefSeq, a predicted model, not a curated record